GUUUUCUAAUGAUCAAUUAGCCUUUUAAAAUGAUAAACUUGGAUUAGCUAACACAACGUGCCAUUGGAGCACAGGAAGGAUGGUUGAUGAUAAUAGGCCUCUGUGUGCCUAUGUAGAUAUUCCAUAAAAAAUCGCUUGUUUCCAGCUACAAUAGUAAUUUACAAGAUUAACAAUGUCUACUCUGUAAUUCUGCUCAAGUUGAUGUUAUUUUAAUGGACAAAAUUGUGCUUUUCUUUCAAAAACAAGGACAUUUCUAAGUGACCCCAAACUUUUGGACGGCAGUGUAUGUUUACAAUGAAAUCAUUACCUAUCAUCUCUUAUCUAUUAUCUCUGUUGUGGCUAAUUGAGAAUUGUGAGAGCUAUACAUUACAUUUCUAUCUCCAAUGUUCCAAGCGUUGCACACCACUGAAUUAAUACAGCGUCCUAUGUCAUGUUUGUGUCAUGGCUCUCUAUCGCCCUCUGUAGGCCUGACUGUGUCGCACAAGAUGGAGAGGGGAAAUCUGCUGCAACACAUGCGUCACCCUUCCAAACCAACCAUAUCAGGUAUCUCAAAACUACUUGCGUGUGUCAUUCCUAUCGCUCAGAUCACCAUAGGUGCAGUGUACCUGUAUGACUGCCCCCGGCAGCACUACAUCCCCAUUUACCUGGUGGUAAUGGGGGCCACCGGCCUGGCCCUAGCCCUGCUCUCCUGCAUACCAUGUGCCCAGGACUCAGAUGACAUGGCCCCCAACCUCCUGAACCACCUCUGCACCACCUGGAGCACCCUGGCCUCCCUCUUCCUCUUCUGCUGGUUCAUCAGCGGUAACGUGUGGAUCUACUCCAUCUAUCAGCCCAAUUUCAACCAGACACUGACUGAGGACCCCUACUGCAACAAGACCCUGUACCUGUUUGCCUUCUGGACCACCACUCUAGCCUACGUUGAGCUGGGCCUUCUGCUGCUGGGGGGAUGCUGUAUGCUUGUCUGUGCCUUUAUACUGGGCAAGAGGGACCCCGAUGACAACAGAUCAUGAGGGAGAGGAUGAGAGGAGGGGAGGAGAGGAGACAACAGUACAAGACAGGAGGAGGAAGGGAGAGUAGAGGGCAGUAGAGGAGAGGGGAGAAGAGAGGAGCAGAGGAAGAUGAUAUUGGAGAGGAGGAGAGGGGAGGAGAGGGUGUAUAAUGUUUACUAAACAAACUAGAGAAAACCAAUGGAAUCCAGUUAUCAAUUGAAUAACGAAUUAUUGGUUUUAACUGUUAUUAUAUAUGACUGUGUUUCUGUAUGAGAAACGUUGUUGCAUUCAUUCUCAUUAGCUCAAUU
Molecule: messenger RNA, 1297 nt
Organism: Oncorhynchus tshawytscha (Chinook salmon)
Lineage: Eukaryota; Metazoa; Chordata; Actinopteri; Salmoniformes; Salmonidae
Product: transmembrane protein 272-like
Exons: 4
Coding region: 384-1010 (208 amino acids)
Source: RefSeq, a predicted model, not a curated record